UUUUCUAUAAAAGCUAACCUCCCCUUCGUUUAUAACCUUCUUUACCAUACCCCUUCUCACAUCCCUUUUUUUCUCUCCCCACCCAAACUAUUUUCCCCCAUUUUUUAUUGUCCAGCUUCAGAAAAUUAGGCCUCUUAGAAACGGAUCUGUUUCAGAUCUAGGGUUCUCCGCCCCAAAUCACGAGCCCAUUGAGUUUCAUGUGUGGGAUGAAAGCAUAGGAACUGCAAUGUUUUCCGAAUUUUUAUGACACGCACCUUCUCCAUGCGUCGAAUCCGUAUGCUGCACUCCUUCUCCGUCGUGUUCCUCUACUGGUUCUACGUUUUCUCAUGAACUUCCUCUCGAUUCCGUCAUUAAUUAGAUCUCCCUAGUUAAUUAAUCUCUAUUAUUCCAGUAAUUAAUUAGAUCUGAAACUCCUAUUUCCGUUAGUUUUUGUAUCUCUUUCAUUUCGUUCUGUUUUCAAAUCAAAUCUCCUUCUCGGAAAUGGCUUCGAUCCAACGCUCUGCGAGUUCCGGAUCCGAAGGCGGAGAUCCGCAAAUCGACGAGAGGAAGCGGAAGAGGAUGCUGUCGAACCGUGAAUCCGCGCGCCGCUCGCGGAUGAGGAAGCAGAAGCAGUUGGAGGAUCUGACCGAUGAGAUUAGCGGAUUGCGAGGCGCGAACAAGAAGCUCGCGGAGAACAUAAAGGCCAAGGAAGAAGCAUGCGUUGAGACCGAAGCUGCGAACAGCAUUCUGAGGGCUCAGACGAUGGAACUGGCCGAUCGAUUGCGCUUCUUGAACUCGAUCCUUGAGAUCGCUGAAGAGGUCGGCGGUUUAUCCGUUGAGAUUCCUGAGAUUCCAGAUCCUCUGCUUCGGCCGUGGCAGAUUCCGCACCCGACGCAACCGAUUAUGGCCACCGCGAACAUGAUUCUGCGUUGAUGCUUUUGUUUUAGUUAAUUAAUUAGGGUUAUCUGUAUUAGUGUUAUCUGUCUGUGUUCAAAUCGUGUGGUCCGCACUGCAUCGGAUUCCUGAGGUACAGGGUGUUGAUUGCUGGCAGUGGCGGCUUCCCUUUUCGGGACUUGUAAUCAUUGCUAAUGCUGUCUGUUUUUAUUUUACAUUUGAAAGUAAUCGUUCGUGGUUAUCCUAAGCA
This is a messenger RNA of Cajanus cajan (pigeon pea), 1123 nucleotides long. RefSeq names its product bZIP transcription factor 53. Gene Ontology annotation, molecular function: transcription cis-regulatory region binding; DNA-binding transcription factor activity. Gene Ontology annotation, cellular component: nucleus. NCBI's taxonomy places the organism in Eukaryota, Viridiplantae, Streptophyta, Magnoliopsida, Fabales, Fabaceae. Gene Ontology annotation, biological process: positive regulation of DNA-templated transcription. The record is from RefSeq and is a predicted model, not a curated record.